This is a messenger RNA of Balaenoptera acutorostrata (minke whale), 3254 nucleotides long. RefSeq names its product LUC7 like 3 pre-mRNA splicing factor (gene LUC7L3). Gene Ontology annotation, biological process: mRNA splice site recognition. Bases 147 to 1607 code for a protein of 486 amino acids. Lineage: Eukaryota; Metazoa; Chordata; Mammalia; Artiodactyla; Balaenopteridae. Gene Ontology annotation, cellular component: U2-type prespliceosome; U1 snRNP. The record is from RefSeq and is a predicted model, not a curated record. The transcript is spliced from 10 exons. Gene Ontology annotation, molecular function: mRNA binding.
CGCGCGGCGGCCAUUUUGUCUUAUCGGUUCCUGUUUAGCGGAGGCUUUCAGGCCGGGAGCGGGACGGAGAGCUUGGCGACUGUGUCGCUGGCGUUUUCUUUGGUGGGUGCCAGGGCUGGUGGGAGCAGUCGCCCGAGGAAAGCACCAUGAUUUCGGCCGCGCAGUUGUUGGAUGAGUUAAUGGGCCGGGACCGAAACCUGGCCCCGGAUGAGAAGCGCAGCAACGUGCGGUGGGACCACGAGAGCGUUUGUAAAUAUUAUCUCUGUGGUUUUUGUCCUGCGGAAUUGUUCACAAACACUCGUUCUGAUCUUGGGCCUUGUGAAAAAAUUCAUGAUGAAAAUCUGCGAAAACAAUAUGAGAAGAGUUCUCGUUUUAUGAAAGUUGGCUAUGAGAGAGAUUUUCUGCGAUACUUACAGAGCUUACUUGCAGAAGUAGAACGUAGAAUUAGACGAGGCCAUGCUCGUUUGGCAUUAUCUCAAAACCAGCAGUCAUCUGGGGCAGCUGGUCCAACAGGCAAAAAUGAAGAAAAAAUUCAGGUUCUAACAGAUAAAAUCGAUGUACUCCUGCAGCAGAUUGAAGAAUUAGGAUCUGAAGGAAAAGUAGAAGAAGCCCAGGGAAUGAUGAAAUUAGUUGAACAGUUAAAAGAAGAGAGAGAAUUACUUAGGUCCACAACUUCGACAAUUGAAAGUUUUGCUGCCCAAGAAAAACAAAUGGAAGUUUGUGAAGUGUGUGGAGCCUUUUUGAUAGUGGGAGAUGCCCAGUCCCGGGUAGAUGACCAUUUGAUGGGAAAACAGCACAUGGGCUAUGCCAAAAUUAAAGCUACUGUAGAAGAAUUAAAAGAAAAAUUAAGAAAAAGAACUGAAGAACCUGAUCGUGAUGAGCGUUUAAAAAAGGAGAAACAAGAACGAGAAGAAAGAGAAAAAGAAAGGGAGAGAGAAAGGGAAGAAAGAGAGAGGAAAAGACGAAGAGAAGAGGAAGAAAGAGAAAAAGAAAGGGCUCGAGACAGAGAAAGAAGAAAGAGGAGUCGAUCAAGGAGUCGGCACUCAAGCCGAACUUCUGACCGAAGAUGCAGCAGGUCUCGGGACCACAAAAGAUCACGAAGUAGAGAAAGAAGGCGAAGCAGAAGCAGAGAUCGACGAAGAAGCAGAAGCCAUGAUAGAUCAGAAAGAAAGCAUAGAUCUCGUAGUCGGGAUCGAAGAAGAUCAAAAAGCCGAGAUCGAAAGUCAUAUAAGCACAGGAGCAAAAGUCGGGACAGAGAACAAGAUAGAAAAUCCAAGGAGAAAGUGCAGCGUAAGUAUGCACAGAUGAAGAUGGAACUAAGCCGAGUAAGAAGACAUACAAAAGCAUCUUCUGAAGGAAAAGACAGUGUAGUCCUGCAAAACAUUUUGAGGUACAUUGUUUUGUCUCAGCUAUUUUGUAGCAGACUCGUGCCCCCCAUUAGUGUGCCUCUUUGGAAAUUAUUACCCAACGUUUGUAAUAUAGUCGCCAUUGAAAAGUUAAUUAUCCUUUUUUUAGGGAUUUUGCUGUCAUUUCUUGUUUUUUUUUUUGUUUUUUUUUUUUUUAAUAAAAAGGUUGAACUGUUUUUUUUUUUUUCUUUUUGGUAUUAAGUCCAUCUUGUGUUGGUACAUUGGCAGAGACAUAUGCUUUAAAAACUUAAAUAUUUCUGAGGCACAUGUUGGACUACUUUGUUUUAAUUAAACUGCUAGUAUUUCUUUGUCAAGGAUGUUUCUAGUUUUUUGCUUUAUUGCCUUGCAUUCUAAUGCAGUUUGUUCUGUAACUCGAGAGCCAGUAGCAUUGGAUUGAUGGAAGUGUAGGGUUUAUGAAUUAUUGCAGCUGACUACCAUACCUCACACAGCGUUGGUGUUGUGAGCGGCCCAUGAAAAGCCAAAUUAAAAAUCAAGGAUUCAGUCAAACUAAGCAGGUACUCAUGCCAGGUACUCCUUUCUCUACCCACAUCCAUGUUUGAAUGCUAUUGCCUGUGAUCUUUACGCUUAACUGUUGUGUAUCUUUUUUGUUCUUUACAAGAAGCACAGAGGGGUUUUUUGUGUAUUGCGUGAAAACUUAUAAUCAAAUGUUAACAGAAUGGAAUUUUUUUUCAACUGUGUGUAGGGAUGCAGUGGUGCCCAGAAUUAGAUAUCUUUAAAGAAUUUUAAAUACAAUAAACACUUCAUAUUAUUCGCCUUGUUACAUUCAAUGCAAUUCUCAAGUCUUUAAGAGGUAUGUGUUUAAUAUUUCCUACUGUGUAGGAGAAUUUGCAGUCAGCCAUAGGUAUAAUAGGAAUAAUCACUGGCUGAUACAUUUAAAGCAGCAGUGAAUAGCAAGGACAGCCACCUUCAAACAAAUACAAAGAACUGAUGAACCAUAUAGAAUGAAUUUGGGUUUUUAAAGAACUAUUUAAAGUCAGGCUUUAUAAGAGUUCUUAAAACCUGUAAACUGUUCAUUCUUUGGGCUAGUGGCAUGGGAUUAAAUAUUCCUAAUGAAAGGAAGUACCAAUUAGUUGAUUUGUCGAUGACAGUCCUUUUCUAGGACAGCAGUAUAGUGUUAAAUUUGUGUGAGCCAUUCAAACAUAGGCAGGCAUACACAGGCAUAUGGCUUUAAGAGACCACACUGAUGCCUUGAUAAUUUAAAAGAAUACAAACAUUCCAUAUACAUAUAUUAAUUAGCAGUUAAUGACUGGGCCACUUAGUCAUAAAAAUUUGCCUUUUACAUGUUGUCUAAUUAUCAUUUUUCCCCAAAUUUUGCGUUGUAGGAAUACUGUUCGAAGAUUCUUGGAAGAAAACUGAAAACGGCAUAAAGUGAAGAUCGACAUUAAAAUGAGGUGAAAGAAAACUAUAGUGGCAUAGAAAAAGUAUAAAGCUCAGUUAGUUUUUUUUGUUUUUUUUAUUAAAAAUUAAUUCAGGACUGAUGUGACCUACCAGAUUUCAGAACAUGUAUUAAUAGCAUAUAUAUGCCACUGAAAACUUAGGUCCUGUAUCAUAUUUUUUUCUUUAAGACUUUUUAAGAAAUAUUACCUAAAUAUGUGGCUUGCUCAGUGUUUAAUUGCAAGUUUUCAUUCUUGGACUUUGAAAACGAGAUUAAACGUUAGUAUUUGUGUGAAUCAGACUAAGUGGGAUUCCAUUUUUACAACUCUGCUAUACCUAGCCUUUGGAUUUAGAAGUGAAAAUAAAGUAUCUCUGACUUUCUGUUACAAAUUUGUCUCUGUCAUUGAAAAGUUUUAGUAUUAAUCUUUUUCUAAUAAAGUUAUUGACUCUGAA